This is a messenger RNA of Mitosporidium daphniae, 561 nucleotides long. RefSeq names its product phosphopantothenoylcysteine decarboxylase. The transcript is spliced from 3 exons. The coding region runs from base 1 to 561 and encodes 186 amino acids. Lineage: Eukaryota; Fungi; Microsporidia. The record is from RefSeq and is a predicted model, not a curated record. Gene Ontology annotation, cellular component: phosphopantothenoylcysteine decarboxylase complex. Gene Ontology annotation, biological process: coenzyme A biosynthetic process. Gene Ontology annotation, molecular function: phosphopantothenoylcysteine decarboxylase activity; FMN binding.
AUGAACUUGCUCCUUGGUCUUACGGGAAGCGUUGCUGCAAUAAAGCUGCCUCUAUUGCUUUCCUCGAUUGAAGAAUCGCUUCCGGUAGUCCUCACUUCAACGGCCGAAAAGUUCAUAAAGGAUGUUGACAUCAACGCUCCUGUUUAUAGAGAUGAAGAUGAGUGGAUCGUACGUGCUAAAGGGUCUGCUAACUUUUUAGAGCUGGAAGAGACUGGGCGACCCGGUGUUGCAUAUCCAGGUACUUUGUUUGCCUUACCAGAGCUUAGGGAUUGGUGCGAUGUGAUCCUGAUAGCGCCAUUAGAUGCAAAUUCGCUUGAAAAGAUCGCACAUGGAAUGUGCGACAAUCUCCUGACAAACAUCAUAAGAGCAUCGAUUCCACAUGUGGCCUCAUGCCCCAAAAUCAUGGUCGCUCCCGCUAUGAACACGGCAAUGUGGCAACAUCCUUGUACCAAUGACCAACUGGGGAUAUUGAAAAGCUGGGGCAUGCGGAUAAUUCCGCCUGCCGAAAAGCUGCUUGCCUGCGGAGACUUUGGUGGCUUUUUAUGUGCUAACGUGGCAUAG